Molecule: messenger RNA, 2571 nt
Organism: Oppia nitens
Lineage: Eukaryota; Metazoa; Arthropoda; Arachnida; Sarcoptiformes; Oppiidae
Product: multidrug resistance-associated protein 1-like
Exons: 8
Coding region: 1-2571 (856 amino acids)
Biological process (GO): transmembrane transport
Cellular component (GO): membrane
Molecular function (GO): ABC-type transporter activity; ATP hydrolysis activity; ATP binding
Source: RefSeq, a predicted model, not a curated record
AUGGUAUAUCUAAUGGCCAACACUGAUGAUGAUAAUGAUGUCCAUCGAUUGAAUGCCCAAAAAUUGUUUGUACCCCUAGCUCUGGUACAGUUUCUCAGAGGUUUGAUGAUUAUGUUUCCCCAGGGAGUCAACUCAUUCAUAUGGAUUAUGAUUGCAAUCAAACGUAAUGCUGAUCAUCAGUAUAUGGUUAGUGUAACAAACGGUCGGUUCAGUUGGGAAACGUCAUCACCACUACCAGCACUAGUAUCCAAAAAUACUGAACCAAAUACUAGCACUUGUAUGUCCUUUACAUUGGAUAAUAUUAACUUGAAAAUCAGUGACAAACAAUUUGUUGCAAUUGUCGGUAAUGUAGGCUCAGGUAAAUCAUCACUACUGUCCGCACUGUUUGGCGAAAUGCAACUAUUAUCCGGGAAAGUUAGCAUAGGUAGAGGAAAUGCUAGUAAAAUAGCGUACGUUCCCCAACAGGCAUGGAUACAGAAUGCAUCGCUCAAAGACAAUAUACUAUUCGGCAAACCAUUGGAUACCGAUCUCUAUGAUCGAGUCGUAAGCGGCUGUUCACUGGAACAGGAUCUCAGACAACUGUCCGCCGGAGAUCAGACAGAGAUCGGCGAUAAUGGUAUCAAUUUGAGCGGCGGUCAGAAACAGAGAGUCAGUUUGGCCAGAGCUGUGUAUUCCGAUGCCGACCUAUAUCUAAUGGAUGACCCACUAAGUGCCGUGGACAGUCAUGUGGGCAAACAUCUAAUGCAAGAAGUGUUAGAUUCAAGGACUGGUUUAUUGAGGAAUAAAACCCGAAUUCUGGUAACAAAUCAACUCUUUGUGUUACCAAAUGUUGAUCUGAUUGUUGUCUUAAAUGACGGCAAUAUUACAGCAAUCGGUUCAUAUGAUUAUCUAAUGAAUGAUAACAAAGAGUUUUCCGAUUUAGUCAAACAAUAUUCAGUUUAUAUAAAAUACGCCAAACAAAUGUCGAUAAUGUUGUUGACGCUGACGAUUGUAUUUUUUGUCAUCUCAUCAGUCGUUACCAUUGGUAUCAACUUUUGGCUUAAGACAUGGAGUCAACAACAACAACAUAGUACUAACGGUGUUCACCACACAAACGGCUAUUAUCUGGCAAUUUUGGCCGCACUGAUCAUCGGUCAGUUACUGACACUGUUUGUCGGUCGGUUUGCACUGGUUAUCGGUUCACUGUUUGCGUCGACCCGAAUGCACGAUAGGUUGUUGUGGUCUGUUAUGCGAUCGCCGAUGAAGUUCUUCGACACCACACCAUUGGGUCGUAUAGUCAACCGAUUUAGUAAAGACAUCGACACUAUGGAUACGGUUACUGUAUUUAUGUUGGGUUAUGUUUUAGAUCUAUGGUUGCUAACCCUGUCCAGUAUUAUUAUCACAUCGAUUGUUACACCAUUCUUAGAGUCAACCACUCGAUCGCCAAUAAUUGCCUGUUUCAGUGAAACACUAAACGGUUUGUCCAGUAUUAGAGCGUAUGGAUGUAGUCAACGAUUUAUUGGACACAUGGAGUCACUGGUCGAUAGUAACCAACGGUGUCAGUAUCCCAACGUAUUGGCAAACAGUUGGCUACAAAUCCGGUUGGAUUUUGUGUCGUGUGUAGUGAUAUUUUUUGCCGCACUAUUCAUAAUAUUAGACCGCCAGUCGUUGACCAGUGCCGACACCGGUAUGUCACUGUCCAACGUAAUCAAUCUGUCCUAUGUAAUCGGCAAACUGGUCCAAUUGUCCACUCAAUUAGAGAACAGUAUGAUAUCGUUUGAACGCAUUGAAGAGUACUGUCAACUCAAAUCAGAACCCGACUUGACUAGUGGUCAACAAUUACCAGACAACUGGCCCAACGAUGGAUGUGUUGAGUUCAGACAGUAUAGUACCCGAUAUAGAGAGGGAUUGGAUUUAGUAUUAAAUCAAAUUGAUUUGGACAUCAAAUCUGGCGAAAAGAUCGGAAUCGUUGGCCGAACCGGUGCGGGAAAAUCGUCGUUAAUGUUGGCACUGUUUCGACUGAUUGAGUCGGUGUCCGGAAAAAUAGUUAUCGAUGGCAUCGAUAUCAGUCAACUGGGUCUCCAACAGUUAAGAUCACGACUAACAAUCCUACCGCAAGACCCGGUACUCUAUACGGGAACUAUUCGUUCAAAUCUGGAUCCGUUUGACAAGUGUUCCGACGAUGACUUGUGGUCAGUGUUAGAGCACUCGCAUCUCAAGUCGUUUGUCAAGUCAUGCGAUGCGGGACUUGGCUAUCGAGUCACUGAGGGAGGAGAUAACUUGAGUGUCGGUCAGCGGCAACUCAUAUGUCUGGCCCGGGCUUUACUACGCAACACACGUGUGCUUAUCCUCGACGAGGCCACGGCUGCGGUAGACGUCGAGACCGAUGCACUUAUACAGCAAACAAUUAGACAACACUUCAAGUCAUGUACUGUACUAACAAUAGCUCACAGACUCAACACAAUUAUGGAUUCAGACCGUGUGUUAGUGUUGAAUGAGGGACGGGUAGCUGAGUUUGAUUCGCCUAAUAAUUUGCUAAAUAAUGAGACAACUAUUUUCUAUUCCCUGGCCAAAGAUGCGGCAAUUAUUUAA